CGGGCAGGCGCGGAGGGCAGAAACGCUUCCUGCGGGGCCUGCCCUUGGCCGGCGGCGGCCGCGGCCCCAGCAGCGAGCGACUACCCUGCGGCCGAAAGUGGCACCUUUACGUGACGGACGCCUCCGCCUGGGUCGGGCUUGGGCUCCCGCUUGCGGGCUCCUGUGCUGCCUGGGGUCUUUCGUGCCGCCACUCCCUGGGGGCGGGGCUCCGUGUUAAGGGUAUAGUCCAGUGCCGCCCGGUUUUUAAAGGCCGGCCCAGCCCUUUUGUUAGUAGUCUUGUCUUCUCCAUCCUUUACCUUGGCUGUAGCACCUUUAGGUUAAGAAAGCAUCCGGAACAUUUAAAAUAAUUAUUUUAAUGUGCCUCGUGUUCUACCGGCAAACUGAGAUUCUAUUCUCAAUUUUUUGGGGUAACUCCAAUUCGUUUUUCCUCUGGUUGAAUUCAGUACUCAAUCAAUUGGUAAAAACUAAUUUUGUUCCAUUGCCUUCUUUUAAAUAAGCUGUGAUUGUAGAGCAGUGGUUUCCAGUUUUUUCUGUUACCAGCUUUUUCCUAUCAAUGUCAGAAAUCCUUUGUGUCUAAACAUUGCCUAAAUUUCUCUUACCCAGCCGGCCCCACAAUCUUUAUUCCCUAACUUGCAAAACCAGCAGCAACUUUCAGUGUCAUUUUGCUUAUUUCAGGACAAAAUUCCUUCAGCCAUACAGCCUAUCCACAGCCCUUGGCAGCCUACUCCAGAAAUACUCCUUUCAAAGAAAAAAGGCCCAUCAGGUGUUGGGGCACACUGGUGGUGAAAAUAAAAAGCAUGUGUGGGAAUUAUAUACGUCAGUGGUUCUUGGACUCGAGCAUGCCUCUGAAUCACCUGGAAGACUUGUUAAAACACAGAUUUCUGGGCUUCACUUCAGCUUCUGAUGCAAUCGGUCUGGAGUGAGGACUCAAGGACUUACAUUUCUAGGUGAUGCUGCUGCAGGUCCUGGGACCACAGUUUGAGAACUCUGAUGUACAUCAACUUGUGGAUGGAAAGAAAAAAUCCUGUUUGCUGUUUGGAAAAUGGACUGGAAAAGAGAAAGAAGUGGGAGUCCAUGUAGAAAACUGUUGGCAGAAGCCCAGAGCACCUUGUGAGAAUCAGGUACUGGUGGAAGAAGCUCAAGAGACUGUGAGGCCUGAGUGGUCAAAGUCGUCAUAGUUCCAGUUGAAAUCCAUGAAGACAGGAGGGGAUGGGCCAGGGGGAAAGAUGCGGGCCUGGAGUCUUUAUGAGAAAGUUGGCUUGAUCCAUGUGUGGUGUCCCAGCUCUAUGAAUGGCAAGUGGAUUUUACUUUCUCCAGGAGAAGAGUAUUUUCAAACCAGUGCCUGGGGCCAACCAGAACGCUGAGUGACCCAGGUGUCUGGGUGGAAACCUGAGCUGGGAGAAGGAAGACGCCCGUGGAAGCUUCUGCCUCAAGCAUUCUUGAGUGUCAAGCAUCUGAUGUCCAGGGUCCUUCCAUCCCUCUCCCUUGCCAACCCCUCUGCCAUCCAACAACUAGGCGGUAAUGCUCCACUGCGGGCCUCACACCGGCUCUGCUGCUAGAGCUGAAUUGGAAAUUACAGGGGAUAACAGUAUGGAAAAGAAAGCCCAGGACAGCAGGAAAGGUGCCCCCCACAGAGCAGUGCCCCCAGCUGUGGGGCUGCUCUUCUCCAUGGCCCUCAUGAACACACUCCUCUACUUCUGCCUUGAUUGGUUUUUCAUCUCCCGUCCACGCUCUGCUCCCAGCUCUGCUCACUGUCCCCACGGACACUUCAGAAUGGGACAGAUGAAAAACUGUUCACCGUGGCUGUCCUGCGAGGAGCUGAGGACCGAAGUGAGGCAGUUGAAGCGUGUUGGAGAAGGAGCUGUGAAGAGAGUCUUUCUGUCUGAGUGGAAGGAACGCAAAGUCGCGCUCUCACGGCUCACCAGUCUGGAGAUGAAAGAUGAUUUCCUGCAUGGGCUGCGGAUGCUGAAAACCCUGCAGAGUAAACAUGUUGUCACCUUGCUUGGAUACUGUGAGGAGGACAACACUAUUCUUACCGAAUAUCACCCCUUAGGUUCCUUGAGCAAUCUGGAAGAAACGCUCAACCUUUCCAAGUACCACGGUGUGAACACGUGGCAGCACAGGCUGCAGCUGGCCAUGAAUUACGUGGCCAUCAUCCACUACCUGCACCACAGCCCCCUGGGUACCCUGGUCAUGUGCGAUUCCAGUGACCUGCCCAAGACCUUGUCCCAGUAUCUGCUGACGAGCAACUUCAGCAUUGUGGUAAACGACCUGGAUGCCUUGCCCCUGGUGAACCACAGCUCAAGGACGUUUGUGAAGUGUGGCCACAGGGAGCUUCACGGGGACUUUGUGGCUCCAGAGCAGCUGUGGCCCUAUGGAGAAGACAUGCCUUUUGACGAUGAUCUCAUGCCGUCAUAUGAUGAGAAGAUUGACAUCUGGAAGAUUCCAGAUGUCUCUAGUUUCCUUUUGGGGCACGUUGAAGGAAGUGAUAUGGUCCGAUUUCAUUUGUUUGAUAUUCACAAGGCGUGUAAGAGCCAGACUCCUGCAGAAAGACCCACUGCUCGGGAAAUUCUAGACACUUAUGAGAAGGUUUUGAAUCUGCUCAGAGAAACUGUGAUGUCCCAGACAAGAGAAAUGCUAUGAAAACCAUUCAGUCAGUGAAGAAUGGGUUUCAAAGAAUAAAUGGAAUCAUUAUAGCAAUUCUUACUCUAAUGGUGAGUUUUUUGCUGUUCAGUGUGUGGUUCUUCCUCUGUAUCCACAUCCACAUGCAUGUGUGAGCGUUGCUUAUCCCCUGGUGGGACCUGGGCAGAUGCCUCACCUUCUCACACUGAUCACUCCUGCUGAACUUGAGAAGCAGUGGAUCUAGCCAUAUCUGAAGGAGGUAACAAAAAUGUCACCACAUAGGGGCUUCACCUGCCCUAAUUACUGAAUUUGUAAACUUGUAAGAAACAUAUAAAGAAAAGAUCCGUAAAUGGCAGGAUAUGAAAGAAAUGUACAGUGGUUUUCCAAAGAAGUUUUUUUCCUCAUUUUUUUAGAUAAUAGUCAACAUUACCAGGGUCAUGGGAGUAUUUGUGGCCUGUCAACAUCACAUGGUGUUGAUGAGGCCACCUUUACUGUUUUAAAUGAUUGUUUAAAUGUUUAAUGAAUGUGAAGCUCUUGUGCCAUCCUCUUUCCAAAAAUCUAAAGGAGAACUAUGAUAGGUUGCUCUUUGAAAUUUUGAAUGGACAAGGAAUAUUUAGAACAGCAAGUAUGAGGGAAAUUGUAUUUAUGUUACUGCCUUGGAUGGUGUUUGUGAAAUUCCUAUUUACCUUCCAGCUAGGUUUUCUGUGUCCAAAAUAAAUUAUUGUGAACAGUUUA
This is a messenger RNA of Felis catus (domestic cat), 3357 nucleotides long. RefSeq names its product protein O-mannose kinase (gene POMK). Gene Ontology annotation, molecular function: protein kinase activity; carbohydrate kinase activity; ATP binding. NCBI's taxonomy places the organism in Eukaryota, Metazoa, Chordata, Mammalia, Carnivora, Felidae. Gene Ontology annotation, biological process: carbohydrate phosphorylation; protein O-linked glycosylation; protein phosphorylation. The record is from RefSeq and is a predicted model, not a curated record. Gene Ontology annotation, cellular component: endoplasmic reticulum membrane. Bases 1522 to 2643 code for a protein of 373 amino acids. The transcript has 9 exons.